CCCGCGCCGCCCUCGGGCCCGCGCGUCGGCGAUUUCGCCGCGCUGCAUUCUGGGGCCGGCAGUUUUCCUGCGCUCAUGGGCUCUGGGUGCCGCCGCGCAUUGCUGAACCGGUCUCUUGGCGGUGGUUUCUUUGUGACCGGGCCCUGCAGGAAGGACGGUCAUUCCGUGUUUAGGUGAAUGGUCUGUUAGUCCCGGCGUCCAGGCGAAAUUGAGGCCUAGAGACGUUGAAUGAUUUGCUGGGGGCCACACGGAAUCGCAUCCCAGGGGUUCCUGUGGAGAACAGCAUCAUGUCCCAACGCCAAGGGCUGGCAUCACUUAUCUGGAGUGGCUGAGACCACACAGCCUGCAUUUCAGCCAACCUCUGUGCCCUCCCGAGAACAGGCCAAUAUGCCCAAGAUAACCCUGAACGGUGUGACAGUGGAUUUCCCUUUCCAGCCAUACAAAUGCCAGGAGGAGUACAUGACCAAGGUUCUGGAGUGUCUGCAGAAGAAAGUGAACGGCAUCCUGGAGAGCCCCACGGGUACAGGGAAGACCCUGUGCCUGCUGUGUGCCACGCUGGCCUGGCAGGAGCACCUCCGCGAUGCCAUCUCUGCCCACAAAAUCGCUGAGAGGGUGCCAGGGGAGCUCUUCCUCCAUCGCCCCUUAUCGUCCUGGGGGAAUGCUGCUUCAGAUGGAGACGCCACAGCCUGCUCCAUGGACAUCCCAAAGGUCAUUUAUGCCUCCAGGACCCACUCGCAGCUCACGCAGGCCAUCAGCGAGCUUCGGAACACCUCCUACCGGCCCAGGGUGUGCGUGCUGGGCUCCCGGGAGCAGCUGUGCAUCCACCCCGAGGUGAAGAAGCAAGAGAGUAACCACCUGCAGAUCCACCUGUGCCGCAAGAAGGUGGCGAGCCACUCCUGUCAUUUCUACAACAAUGUUGAAGAGAAGAGCCUGGAGCAGGAGCUGGCCACCCCCAUCAUGGACAUCGAGGACCUGGUCAGGAGUGGGAACAGGCACAAGCUGUGCCCGUAUUACCUUUCCCGGAAGCUGAGGCAGCAGGCUGACAUCGUCUUCAUGCCGUACAACUACCUGCUGGACGCCAAGAGUCGCCGGGCACACAACAUCGAGCUGAAGGGGACGGUGGUGAUCUUUGAUGAAGCUCACAACGUGGAGAAGAUGUGCGAGGAGUCGGCGUCCUUUGACCUGACCCCGCACGACGUGGCUUCCGGACUGGACGCUGUGGACCACGUUCUGGAGGAGCAGGCCAAGGCGGCCCAGCAGGGCGAGCCCGGCCCGGCGUUUGGCGCCGACGCCAGCUCAGUGCUGAACAUGGAGCUGGAAGACAUCGCGAAGCUGAAGAUGAUCCUGCUUCGCCUGGAGGAGGCCAUUGAUGCUGUUGAGCUGCCCGGAGAUGACAGAGGUGUCACCAAGCCGGGGAGCUUUAUCUUUGAGCUGUUUGCUGAGGCCCAGAUCACGUCUCAGACCAAGAGCUGCAUCCUGGACUCUCUGGACCAGGUCAUUCAGCACCUGGCAGGACGUGCAGGGCUGCUCACCAGCACGGUGGGGCUGCAGAAGCUCUCGGACAUCAUCCAGAUCGUGUUCAACGCGGAUCCUGCUGAUGGUGGCCCUGGUCCCAUGGUGGGGCCUGGGGUCUCUCAGUCCUACAAGGUGCACAUUCACCCCGACGCCAGUCACCGGAGGACAGCUCGGCGGUCAGACGCCUGGGGCAGCACAGCAGCCAGAAGGCAAGGGAAGGUGCUCAGUUACUGGUGCUUCAGCCCCGGGCACAGCAUGCGUGAGCUGGCCCGUCAGGGCGUCCGUUCCCUCAUCCUCACCAGCGGGACGCUGGCCCCCGUGUCCUCGCUCGCCCUGGAGAUGCAGAUCCCUUUCCCAGUCUGCCUGGAAAACCCACAUGUCAUCGACAAGCACCAGAUCUGGGUGGGAAUCGUCCCCAAAGGCCCUGACCAAGUCCAGCUGAGCUCCGCCUAUGACAAACGGUUCUCUGACGACUGCUUAUCCUCCUUGGGGAAGGCGCUAGGCAACAUCGCCCGCGUCGUCCCCCAUGGGCUCCUGGUCUUCUUCCCCUCGUACCCCGUCAUGGAGAAAAGCCUGGAAUUCUGGCGGGCCCGUGACUUUGCCCAGAAGCUGGAGGCCCUGAAACCUGUGUUUGUGGAGCCCAGGAGCAAGGCUGGCUUCUCAGAGGUGAUGGGUGCUUACUAUGCGAGCAUUGCCUCUCCUGCAUCCCGUGGGGCCGCCUUCUUGGCUGUGUGCCGGGGAAAGGCCAGUGAGGGGCUGGACUUCGCAGACGUGAACGGCCGAGGGGUGGUCGUCACGGGCCUCCCGUACCCUCCACGCAAGGACCCCCGGGUGGUCCUGAAGAUGCAGUUCCUGGAUGAGAUGAAGGGCCAGAGCAGGGCUGGCGGCCAGGUCCUGUCCGGGCAAGACUGGUACCGGCAGCAGGCGUCCAGGGCUGUGAACCAGGCCAUUGGGCGGGUCAUCCGGCAUCGCCAUGACUACGGCGCCAUCUUCCUCUGUGACCACAGGUUCACCUUUGCAGACGCCAGAGCCCAGCUGCCCUCCUGGGUACGCCCCCACGUCAAGGUGUACGAUCACUUCGGCCACAUCAUCCGAGACGUGGCCCAGUUCUUCCGUGUCGCCCAGAAAACAAUGCCGGUGCCGACCCCCCUGGCUGCUGCCCCGAGCCUGGGCCAGGGAGAAGCUGCUGUCACGGCCAUGUCGCCCGGGCCCCUCUCCACCAGGAAAGCCAAGAGUCUGGACGUGCACGUCCCCAGCCUGAGGCAGACACCCACAGGUGGGCCCCACACCCAUGCUCCCACAGGGCUGCCAGCCGCCCAGGACUCCGAGGACGCCGAGGGCAGCCUGUGUGUGGUGUAUGAGCAGGACCCCACCCACGCCCAGCGGAGGCCCGUGGGGCUGCUGGCUGCCCUGGAACACAGCGAGCAGCUGGCUGGGGGGCCUGGGGACGAGGCCCCGCCCAGGGAGGAAGAGGUGCGGGCACAGUGCUGCUCCACCUCAUCCCUCCCGAGAGAGAAGAGGUCUGGGGACGAGCAGAGAGGAGGGAGGAGGAAGAUCAGACUGGUCAGCAAUCAGGAGGGGCCGGCGGCCGGAGCCCAGGCGGGCAGGGCCAGGCUGUUCAUGGUGGCCGUGAAGCAGGCGCUGAGCCAGGCCAGCUUCGCCGUCUUCACCCAGACCCUGCGGGACUACAAGGGCUCCGACGACUUCCAGGCCCUGGCAGACCGCCUCGGCCCGCUCUUUGCUGAGGACUCCAGGAAGCACAAGCUGCUCCAAGGCUUCUACCAGUUCGUGCGGCCCCACCACAAGGAGCGGUUUGAGCAGCUCUGCCUGCAGCUGACGGGCCAGGGCUGCGGUAACCUGCCCAAGCACAGCCUUCCCCCUGGGCAGUGGGCACGACCGGCCUUGGAGCCCAGUGGAAGGAGGCAGCCUGACUCCAAGCUGACCCUGUCCCAGGGUGCGGCCAGGCAGCUGGACCCUGGAGAACAUCUGAACCAGGGUGGGCCCCACCUGGCCUCCAGGCCACCACCCCAAGGAGACCCCGGCGGUUGUUGGCAAAAGGGGUCUGGAGCCGCUAGAGCAGAGGCGCGGGGCCAGCCUGCCGUGAAUGCCUACCUGGCAGAUGCCCGCCGGGCCUUGGGGUCUGCAAGCUGUAGCCAGCUCCUGGCAGCACUGACCACCUACAAACGGGACGAUGACUUCGAGAAGGUGGUGGCUGUGGUGGCGGCACUUACCACGUCGAGGCCAGAGGACUUGACCCUGCUGCAGAGCAAGGUUCAGCAUGUUUGUGCGCCCGCACCACAAGGAACGCUUCCGGCAGACAUGCGCAGACCUGACCGGCCAACCUGCCCCAGGCCCGAGCACCGAGCCGCCGGGACCCCGGGAGGGGAGCCCCACCCUGCCUCCCGACCUCGCCCUCGGGGCUCCCGGGCCAGGCCCCUCAGAGCAGGAGAGACCAGGGACGAUUCAGAGCAAAAUCUCCUCCUUCCUGACACAGCGGCCCCCCGGGGACCCCCUGGGACACACGCAGUCCCAGUGUGGCCAAUAGGAGGACGUGCCCUGCCUGCUGUGCCACCACCAGGAAGCAGAGCCUCUCCCAGAUCUUUUGGCCGGAGCCCCAGUGACUGGGGACCCUCUGAGCACUGCAGGGUCUGUGGAGGCCCAGGCUGCCCCCUCCCGGGUCCAGACUGGACAUCUGCCUGUUGGCUGGGGGCAGGCCAGGCCCAGCCCCAGCUGCCGCUUCGCCAGAGCCCAUCAUCAGGGAGGCCAGGGUCUGGGCACGCCUGGGAGAGGGGUCUGUCUGCUGGCCUGUGGGGCAGCCUCAGGGCCUUUGAAGCUGAGCCCACAACCCAGAAGGAUGGACAUUCUUGGGACCCGUGCCGGGGAAGUGGACCUGUUCUGUCAGCUGGCAGUGCUCUAAUAAAGCUGCUGGCACUACUGGGCUCUGUCUACGUGGCCUGAGCUUCGUGGUGGGGUUUGAGGGUGCCAGGGAGGUUGGAUGGGGGCGUCUGUGCAGGGUCCCCCUCCCACUGUCCCAAGAGCACUUUGUUCAAACUUGGCUCAGCCUCAGUCCACAGCUGGACAGGAAGACACGGUGACACCAGAGCAUAAAGGAGCCUGGAAUACCCCCCACUUCCAGGCUGCUGACUGCUGACUGAUCGGUCACUGG
Molecule: messenger RNA, 4681 nt
Organism: Rhinolophus ferrumequinum (greater horseshoe bat)
Lineage: Eukaryota; Metazoa; Chordata; Mammalia; Chiroptera; Rhinolophidae
Gene: RTEL1
Product: regulator of telomere elongation helicase 1
Exons: 35
Coding region: 229-4473 (1414 amino acids)
Biological process (GO): regulation of double-strand break repair via homologous recombination; DNA repair; DNA recombination
Cellular component (GO): nucleus
Molecular function (GO): DNA helicase activity; DNA binding; hydrolase activity, acting on acid anhydrides, in phosphorus-containing anhydrides
Source: RefSeq, a predicted model, not a curated record